Triticum aestivum (bread wheat) is the source of this 679-nucleotide messenger RNA. RefSeq lists its product as uncharacterized. Lineage: Eukaryota; Viridiplantae; Streptophyta; Magnoliopsida; Poales; Poaceae. The coding region runs from base 100 to 468 and encodes 122 amino acids. The transcript is spliced from 2 exons. The record is from RefSeq and is a predicted model, not a curated record.
CACAUGCAACAACCCGGUUGAUUUCGUGCACGGCUAUCCUCCGUACGGUCCAAAUACCCACCGCAAAAGAAAAGAAAAAAACAAUACAAAUCAACCUGGAUGGCCCGCGGCAUGGAGGGAUUAGGCGACGAUGGGGACGUGGCCCUCGGCCACCCGCUGAUCGACGACCUCGAGCGUGGGCAGAGGAAGCUGCCGCCGGAGAGAAGGGAUCCACGACCGUCGCCGGCGGCCACAAGACCACCACCCCGUGACAAGUGCGCCUCCUGCAAGAUGUUCACCAAGGGUUUUCUGGUUACCCUGGGGACCGUGUUGAUCACCGAGUUUGUCCUGGGCGGCUUGAUUCCCAAGAGAGCACCGCAUCCCCUCUUGGUGUUGUUAUGUUCGCCCUUUUAUCCUAUUGUCUGUGCUGGGCUUAUCAUGCUGAUUGCCAACUGUGAAACGUCAGAAUCAGACAUUCAGGACGACUAGGUAAAACAGAAAUAGCUAGGCUAGGGUAAGUUGAUGGGAGCUGCUAAACCUCUUCUUCAUUCUCUAGCUAGAUAUUUAGGGGCGUUCUUUCUUGUUGUACUUUAUAGAAUUGUACUUUCUAUAAACAAUUGUAAUACGAUUGUAUUAGGUCACCAAUAAGACGUUUUAUAGGUUACUAAAAGCAGCGAUCUAAAACGUCUUACAUUUAUUU